AUGGGCGGCCACAGUGGAACGAUUUGGUGCUUCGGGGAUUGCUUCCCCGCCUUUCGACGUUUCCUUCGCAAGAAACGUGAUGCUGAGCUUUGGGCAGGAUGUGGUCUCACACGUCGGGAAGUGGGACAGUAUGGCCGUCAAUUGGUUCUGCCGAAGUUGGGUCCCGAGGGCCAGCGGGAAAUCUCUGGAGGAAGCGUGCUGAUCGUGGGUGCUGGUGGACUGGGAUGCCCAGUCGCUAUGUAUCUUGCGGCUGCAGGCGUCGGACGCCUGGCGAUCGUGGAUGGUGAUCACGUCGAGGAGUCCAACCUUCACAGGCAGAUCGGGCAUCCCUGGCGAAAUGUUGACCGAAGCAAGGCGGUUUCUCUGGCCGAGACCUGCCGCGAGCGCAACCCGCACAUCUGUGUGGAGGCCCAUUUCAAGCGAAUAGUGGGCACGGAGGAGGCUGCUUUCCUCAUGCAAAGCUACGAUGUGAUCGUGGACUGCACAGAUGCCCCACGAAUCCGCUACUUGCUGAACGACGCUGCAGUCGCUGCAGGCAAGCCGCUAGUAGCGGCGUCCUCUGUCGCGCUCUACGGGCAGCUGGCCAUCUACAACUUCGAGGGCGGCCCCUGUCUCCGCUCCGUUUUUCCCCCACCGACCGCCGAAGCAGACUUGGCCCAAGUCGCCUCCUGCGAGGAGAGCGGAGUCCUCGGCCCUGUGGUGGGAGUCAUCGGGUCCAUGGCAGCACUGGAAGUCAUGAAGGUCCUUGCAAAGUCAUCGCCGCUUCAUGAGUCCUGUUUGAGGGGGAAGAUGCUGUGCUAUGAUGCCACGAACAUCUUGCAGCCGACCUACAUGGUGAAUUUGAGCAGACUGAAAGCCAACGAUGCCAGCCAGCGGACGCUGCCGCCCGAAGGCUGUUGCCCCUACAUGGCCGGUGAUGCCACGGAAAGCAUGUCUGCGUCCGAGCUUCGUGCCCGGCUUCUGGCCAAAAUUCCCACGCUCCUCCUGGACGUGAGGCAGCCCAGCCACUUUGCAGUUUGCCGGUUGCAGGGCGCCCACAACUGGCCACUGCGCAAGAUCAAGUUUUCGGACGACAAGGAGUGCUUGGAGAAGAUCUCCGAGCUCCUUCCGAAGCCGAGCGCGGACUGCGAGGUCGUCUGCGUCUGCCGUCGAGGCAACGACAGUCUGAAGGCGGUGCAUCUGCUGCGGGCUCUCGGGGUGCAGGCUUGGAACCUCCAGGGAGGCUUGCAGAAGUUGAUGGAAGCCUGCGAAUCGCCGGCCGAGACACUUCCCAAGUUGACCUGA
Messenger RNA from Symbiodinium sp. CCMP2592, 1284 nucleotides. NCBI's taxonomy places the organism in Eukaryota, Dinophyceae, Suessiales, Symbiodiniaceae. The record is from the annotation of a GenBank genome assembly.